AUGGUUCUGCAACUUCACAAUGAGGAUGACCCCCCGGAGUCUUCGGCGGCUGAGCAGCCUUCCACGUCUACAGAGACUACGCAGACUCCCCAGACAGCAGCCUUAUCAGAAGCAGAUACUUCCCCUCCACCUUACUGUAGCAUAGCUGUAGAAGCAGCUGCAAACUCAGAAACACACAAUGAAUUUUAUCCUGUACCACCUCCAUACAGUGUAGCUACCUCUCUUCCUACUUACGAUGAAGCAGAGAAGGCCAAAGCUGCAGCAAUGGCAGCUGCUGCAGCGGAAGUUGCCCAACGACACGCCCAGUUUAGGGAGUCUAGGAGUCUGUUUGAUGAAAUAUUCCUCAGUCGUCCAGAGGAAGAAGAGUAUCCACCACGGGAUGAUUUCAGUGAUGCAGAUCAGCUUAGAGUGGGCAAUGAUGGCAUCUUCAUGUUGGCAUUUUUCAUGGCGUUUAUUUUCAACUGGAUUGGAUUUUGUUUAUCCUUCUGUAUAACAAAUACCAUAGCUGGAAGGUAUGGUGCAAUCUGUGGAUUUGGUCUGUCCCUGAUCAAAUGGAUUCUCAUUGUACGGUUUUCAGAUUACUUUACUGGAUAUUUCAAUGGACAGUACUGGCUUUGGUGGAUAUUUCUUGUACUUGGGCUCCUCCUGUUCUUUCGAGGGUUUGUUAAUUAUCUUAAAGUCAGAAAUAUGUCUGAAAGCAUGGCAGCUGCUCACAGAACAAGAUUUUUUUUCUUGUACUGAAGACUGCACCGAACAGACAUUCCUUUCCUAUACCAGUGUGAAACUUCCAGAUGAUCUGUAACCCUCCGAGUUAAUAGGAUAGAAGACUACUAAAACCAGAAGACAAGUUAGUGAAGAUCCGGCUUCAAAAAAUGAAUGACGGGAUGGUUUAUGCUCAAGUACCAAUUCUGGUCAUUCUAGUAAACAUUUGUAAUUGCUGCCUUUUGUUUUAGCACAUUUGUAUAUGUGCUUAUUAAAAAGAUAGUAUUGAAGUAAGAACAAACCACCUGUUAGUAUAGAUUAGGUACAGUCAGACUCGGUUAAUCUGUGCUUGUUGUAUCUGAAAGAUUUAAGUGGUAACUUGUUUCACAGCCUGUAUGUACCACUGACUUGUUGAUCUGAACUUUGAGUACAAUGAAAUGCAUUAAAUGAUUCAGAUUAACCAGUUCAGAUAGGGGUUUUUUAUAUAUAUAAUUUAGAUUCAUCUAAUGAUUGUGUAGAACAUUUUUAAGCUUCCUAAACCUCAGAGUUCCUUGUUGUCACAGACUUGUAUUUGCCAAUAUUUUAUCAAAUUCAAACCAAUAUGCUGGUUUGCUUAAAACUGAUACUCCACUUUGAUUCCCCUGUAAAUAACUCUGCAUAAAUGACUGUUUGAAUUGCUUCUUAGGAAAUAUGUUAAAAUAUAUUUUGUAACAGCAUAUUCUCUAAAUUUUGUUAAUUGGCUAUUAAGGGUAUAGUUACUAUUAGAUGUAAUUUUGGAGGUAAAGGCAUUGAAUUGUUAGUCUCAUCCUAACUUUCCUCACAUGAAUUAUUGUUAACCGGUUUGGGCUUGAGCCUGAAAAUUGUUAUUCAUAUGCAUGAUCCCAUCAAAAGAUAGAGUUUGUUCAUGUUAGCAGGGACAGACAGCCUUACAUCUUUAGUCCUUGGUUAUGCAGUUGGAUCCUCGUAGGUGCACCUUUGUUCCUGAAAGAGGGAAUUGCAAAUGUAUUCCCUGGGUUAUAGCACUGACUCUGUUUAAGAAGUCUUGAGUUCGGUAUAAACACAUCAUUGACCCUGAGGGCUUCUCAAAAAAAAUUCAUAUAUCUAUCUUACAGCGCUUGUUUAGAAUACAUACUGUUCCAUUUCCUAAGAAUAAACUGAUUUAAAUAUAAGGUAAUUUUGGAAAUAAUCUAUGAACGUAAAAAAAAAUCCUACUUUUAAAGCUCUGAAAGUAGAAAAUGUGUAUUGCACCUCUCCCAACAUCCAUUUAAGGUAUACCAUUACUUUCUUAUAAAUAUCAUCUCUUUAAGGGGUACUGUCUACUGUUCAUGCAUGUGUGGUUUCCUUUGAAGUUUGUGAAAUUUAUGCUUCUCCUUAAGCAGGAGAAUACAUCUCUCAGUCCUUUGUACAACUGGAAUCUCAGUUGCAGAAAUAUAUUGGUUGUUGGUUGCACCUUUGAGGAAAAAAAAAUGCAAAUACUUUCCUCCAGUUUUUCUUUUUAUAUUAGAAUUCUGCCUUUUUAUUACUAACAUUAAAACCAGUGAGGUUUAUGUUGUUUUAAGCUAGUGCUGUAUUCGGUUUUGUAUCUAUAAUGAAUGUUUAAAAUAUACAUAUGUAAACUGGCCACAUUAUUCAUUUUCUUAAUGUUUCAGAGGUAUUGAAAGCAACUAAAACUUUAGGGGCACUUCCACUUCCCAGCUUUUUAUGGAAAGAAUAAAAUUAAGUAUUAUGUUCAAUAUCCAAUUGGGAUUUCCUUCUAAACUUAUCUGUUUGUUUCUGUCUUCUUUUGCAUUCAUUGUCCAUAU
This is a messenger RNA of Egretta garzetta (little egret), 2504 nucleotides long. RefSeq names its product Nedd4 family interacting protein 2 (gene NDFIP2). Lineage: Eukaryota; Metazoa; Chordata; Aves; Pelecaniformes; Ardeidae. Gene Ontology annotation, molecular function: WW domain binding. Gene Ontology annotation, cellular component: Golgi apparatus; perinuclear region of cytoplasm; endoplasmic reticulum. The record is from RefSeq and is a predicted model, not a curated record. The transcript has 9 exons. Bases 1 to 741 code for a protein of 246 amino acids. Gene Ontology annotation, biological process: vacuolar transport; positive regulation of protein ubiquitination; ubiquitin-dependent protein catabolic process.